This is a messenger RNA of Abrus precatorius (Indian licorice), 765 nucleotides long. RefSeq names its product 40S ribosomal protein S15-4. NCBI's taxonomy places the organism in Eukaryota, Viridiplantae, Streptophyta, Magnoliopsida, Fabales, Fabaceae. The transcript is spliced from 3 exons. Gene Ontology annotation, cellular component: cytosolic small ribosomal subunit; ribosome. Gene Ontology annotation, molecular function: RNA binding; structural constituent of ribosome. The record is from RefSeq and is a predicted model, not a curated record. The coding region runs from base 68 to 526 and encodes 152 amino acids. Gene Ontology annotation, biological process: ribosomal small subunit assembly; translation.
AUCCUUAACCUAAGCCGGCACUCUCAUAUUCGCUUCUUGUUCUCGAAAACCCUAGCGGCCGGCAACAAUGGCAGACGUUGAAGUUGAUGUUGCAGCGGCAGGACAGCCGAAGAAGAGAACGUUCAAGAAGUUCAGUUUUAGAGGCGUUGAUUUGGACGCGCUUCUCGACAUGUCCACUGAUGAUCUUGUCAAACUGUUCAGCGCUCGUGCUCGCAGAAGGUUCCAGAGGGGUCUCACCAGAAAACCCAUGGCCCUCAUCAAGAAGCUCCGCAAAGCGAAAAGGGAAGCACCACCAGGUGAGAAACCAGAACCAGUCCGCACCCACCUUCGAAACAUGAUUAUUGUACCUGAGAUGAUCGGUAGCAUUAUUGGAGUGUACAAUGGCAAGACAUUCAACCAGGUUGAAAUUAAACCUGAGAUGAUUGGGCAUUACCUUGCAGAGUUCUCUAUUUCAUACAAGCCUGUUAAGCAUGGUAGACCUGGUAUUGGUGCUACUCACUCUUCCAGGUUCAUUCCUCUUAAGUGAAAACUGUUAUUUAUUGGGAGACUGCACUUGUAGUUUAUAGCGGUUAUGAAGGAAACCCCAAACUCCUAUCAGAUUUUGUUUGUCAUUUACCCGUUUGAUUUUUUCAGUUGCCUAUCAAUGUUUUGACUUGAGGUUUAUCUUGAUUUGAUUCCAUAGUAUCAACAUUUUAUUGUUUAAUUUUGUGAGUUUUGUUUUAUUUUGAUAACUAAACGUGUUUACUUAGAACAUGGAAGCUUCUA